CAACACCGGGAGCCCGCAUCACCACUCAACAUGGCUUUUACAGCCCUCAACAACCGGGCUACAGCCCCAACAGUGCCGGUUCCAGCACAGCCACAGUCUCCUACAACUGCACCGCAUCCACAGGAAGUCGACGUUGCUUUUGCGGGCAACAAAGAGCUGCGGAAGCGUGUGCACGCUGCCAUAGACCAGAAUCCCACCCAAAGCACCCUCUUUCGCGACAUCUCGACCUACAUCCUCAACCAAACCACACAGCCCGCCCCCGAACCAGCCCCAAAGAAGCGCAAGCUCGAGGACAGCAACGGCACACACGACGGCGCUCCAGCAGUAGGCGGUAGCCUAAUCAGCACUGCAAACAAGGCAUGGCGGACAUACCCUGGCGUUAGCUUUUCCAUACCGCAGCGCAAGAAGUUUACCCUCGAGCUGCUCGAUGGAAAGGAUGGUGGCAUCCGGGCAGUUGGCGCGAAUGGAAGCAUCGAAUUUGCAAUAGCCUGGAAGGACGUAGACCAGGUCUUCUGCUUGCCUAUCCCCGAGAAAGCAAAGAAGCAGCACAACUUCAUCAUCAUCCCCGUACACGGCGAUGGCGUGAACCCGCUACCCGAAGAGCUGAAGGCCUCGCCGCCAGAGCCGGUGGUAUGGACAUUCGAAGAAGCGACAGGCAAGAACAUUGUCGACGGUGAAGACCCGGGCCCAGGGCCAAUGGCAGAGGCAAUACAUCAUUGCUUGAUACAAGCGGGUACUGCCAAGGAAGUCAUAUUCCCUAACGCCGAGGACUUCUCGAGCGCAAUCCCAGAAAGCCAUCGUAAGAGCGAGAAAGCAUACCACGUCAAGGCGCAUAGGGGAAGCAAAGAAGGCUACCUAUUCUUUACCUCCGUCGGAAUCCUCUACGGUUUCAAAAAGCCUCUCGCCUUCUUCGACUUCGCCGCCAUAAAUAGUAUAUCAUACACCGCGGUCCUCCGUAAUACAUUCAACCUCGUCAUCACUACCCCCACACAAGAGAUUGAGUUUGGCAUGCUUGAUCAGGCAGACUUUGCCGGCAUAAACGAAUACGUGCAGCAACAUGGGCUGCAGGACGCCAGUUUGGCUGCUGCACGGCGGGCGAAGAAAUUGAAUGUGAACAAGACAGGGAAGAAGGAGACAGCGAAUGGUGCAGCAGCACAAGAAGGCGGCGAAGAGGAAGAAAGCGAACUACAAAAGGCCGAGCGUGAGCUGCAGGACCAAGAAGAUGAGGAAGAGGAAGACGACGAUUUUGACCCAGGAAGUGAGGGCGAGAGCGAGGGAGAAGGGUCGGAAAGCGACGAGGAAGGUGGUGGAGACUAUGAAGAGGGCGACACCGCCAACGUCGAGGAAGAGUAUGAUGAAGCAGAUGGCGAAGAGAUGGAAGAAUAAGGAGCACCCAAAUGCUGUACAGUUACAAAAGUCGAACACGAGCGAAUUUUGUUGACGGUAGGUACAUUUUGCAUUGCUAUAUACCACUUUGAGCACUCACACUGCUACACUUCUUCUUCUGUCUAUACACGCCAAGUCUCACAAAUUAACUCCAGAUGAGCUCCAGAAGUAUCCCAGUUACUCACGCGA
Messenger RNA from Cucurbitaria berberidis CBS 394.84, 1575 nucleotides. Its product is annotated as Rtt106-domain-containing protein. Gene Ontology annotation, molecular function: nucleosome binding; histone binding. The transcript has 3 exons. The coding region runs from base 31 to 1386 and encodes 451 amino acids. NCBI's taxonomy places the organism in Eukaryota, Fungi, Ascomycota, Dothideomycetes, Pleosporales, Cucurbitariaceae. The record is from RefSeq and is a predicted model, not a curated record.